Molecule: messenger RNA, 1440 nt
Organism: Panicum virgatum (switchgrass)
Lineage: Eukaryota; Viridiplantae; Streptophyta; Magnoliopsida; Poales; Poaceae
Product: probable NAD(P)H dehydrogenase (quinone) FQR1-like 1
Exons: 2
Coding region: 360-1139 (259 amino acids)
Molecular function (GO): FMN binding; NAD(P)H dehydrogenase (quinone) activity
Source: RefSeq, a predicted model, not a curated record
AUUUUUCUCCCACGCUCUGCCUCCCUCCCUGAGCUGGCAUCUCCACUCCUCGCCCUCUCCUCACUCCACCCCACCACCACUAGCCCCGCCGAAUUCCGAGGUCAAAUCCCCUCGCCUCCUCCUCCGUCCCCGAGAUCGCAUUUCUUGAAUUCCUGAUCGCGGAGAGCCCGUCUGGGGACCCGGGAAUUCCUCCCUCAGAUCCGCGGUUUCCUCGGAGGCGUCGCUGAAUUGCGGGUUCUUUGCGCAGGUUUCCCGCGUGCGGCGGCGGGCGGGGCGGGGCGGGGGCGUGGGUUGGGUUGGAUUGGAUCGAGGGGGAGGCAGAGAGAGCGGGCGCCGGUUGACCAGCGCGGCCGCCGGAGAUGGGCAAGGGCGGCGGUUGCGUCCCCAGCAAGAAGCGCCAGCCGCCGGGCGCCGCGCCCUCGUCGUCGUCCGCCGCGGCCGCGGCGCCGCGCGAGGCGCCAGAGGAGGCGGUGCCCGCAGCAGCCGCCGCCGCGGCGCCGGCGCCGGAGGCGGGAGCCGGGCGGAAGGUGCGGCUGUACAUCGUGUUCUACUCGAUGUACGGGCACGUGGAGUCCCUGGCGCGGCGCGCGGCGGCGGGCGCCGGCGCGGUGGACGGCGUGGAGGCCGUGCUGCGGCGGGUCCCCGAGACGCUCCCGCCGGAGGUGCUGGAGAAGAUGCAGGCGCCGGCCAAGGACCCCGCGGUCCCCGUCAUCGCGUCGGCAGCGGACCUGCAGGAGGCCGACGGCGUGCUGUUCGGCUUCCCGACGAGGUACGGCGCCAUGGCUGCGCAGAUGAAGGCAUUCUUCGACUCCACCGGCUCGCUCUGGCAGGAGCAGAAGCUCGCCGGGAAGCCCGCCGGAUUCUUCGUCAGCACCGGAACGCAGGGCGGCGGCCAGGAGACCACGGCUUGGACGGCCAUCACUCAGCUAGUGCACCAUGGAAUGCUUUUCGUCCCCAUUGGCUACACAUUUGGUGCAAGCAUGUUCAAGAUGGACGAUAUUAGAGGCGGCAGCCCAUACGGUGCCGGCGUCUUUGCUGGUGACGGCAGCAGACAACCCAGUGAGACGGAGCUCGCCCUCGCCGAGCACCAGGGCAAGUACAUGGCCUCAAUAGUGAAGAAGCUCGCUCACCAUGCCUGAGGCAGCCACCCCUGUGCAGUAAAAAGCCACACGGUCACCUUCGUCCAGCCCUUGGCUACCCCUAUUGUUUUCGGAUACAUCCGGCUCGUCGUAUAAUAUGUGCACAGCUUUCUCUCAGAUCAUCAAUUGUUUGUUAAAGUAGCCCCCCCCCCCCCCCCCCCCCCUAAAUUAAGGUUCAUUUGUACAUUGUCGACAUAAGCAUAUUGUUGUCCAUUUGAACAAUAAGUGUCCCACAGAGUGUUUAUGAAUAAACAUCUUAUGUCAUAUUGAUUAUGAAAAAAUUGGUGUUCGAUUUGUCGCG